Coffea arabica (coffee) is the source of this 8974-nucleotide messenger RNA. RefSeq lists its product as uncharacterized. Gene Ontology annotation, molecular function: helicase activity; ATP binding. The record is from RefSeq and is a predicted model, not a curated record. NCBI's taxonomy places the organism in Eukaryota, Viridiplantae, Streptophyta, Magnoliopsida, Gentianales, Rubiaceae.
CCCACAUCUUCAUAUGUGUUUCAUUCUCACACACAAGCACAAAAAAGCAUACAGCAGGCUGAUGAUGGUUCAUGCACGCAGAUUAUAUUGUUUAGAACUAUAAAGAAAAACUUCGGAAAAGAUCUCAUAUGGGAGUUUUGCUCUGUUGAGAAUCUCAUUUCUCGUGGGGACUGUUGGAAGGUUUAAAUGAUGGAAGGCGCGGAUUUUUCAACAAGGGACAGAGCCAGACUCAAAGAUGACUUCAGUGAUUUGGUUUGCUCAUGGUCUCUGGAUGACAUUUUUGAUGACAAUCUCUACAAAUAUCAGGUUGAGAUGAUUCCUGAAUCAUUCCAAUCACUGGACCAUUAUUUCAGUUCUUACAUAUUUCCUUUAUUGGAAGAAACACGAGCACAACUUGCCUCAGUCAUGGAAAUUAUACAUCGGGCACCUUUUGCUGAAGUAGUAACUAUUGAUGAAGGGAAGCCCUAUGGAUCAUUAUUGUUUGAUGUUGAAGUUGAUUGUUGGAGAAAUAGGCUAAUUGAACGUGGCAGGAAGCUUUACAAAACGUUGCCUGGUGAUAUUCUUGUUAUCUCUAAUUCAAAGCCUGAAACCACUUCUGACCUCCAACGGAUGAAAUGGUCAUGGACUUUUGCAUCGGUAACUGGCAUCGAAGGGGAUGAAAUUGAUGAUGAUAGAUCAUCAACUAAAUUUAAGGUCAAGGCAUCAAAAGAUAUUGAAAUCAAUAGUGGGGAACAGAAGUCACUUUAUGUAGUUUCCUUGAUCAAUAUAGCCACAAACAAAAGGAUAUGGAAUGCCCUACACAUGCUUAAGAAUCGAAACUUUAUUGAGAAAGUUCUCUCCAUUAGUGCCAUGGUUGAGGAGAAUUGUGAUAUCUGUUCCAUCAAUCACGAUUCCAAAAUAUGUGAAAAUCUUGGAUCAGGCCUAUUAUCACAGCUGAAUGAAUCUCAAACUGAAGCAAUCAUGGCUUCUCUGCAUAGGAUGAAAUGUGAACACAAGUCUUAUGUUGAACUCAUUUGGGGUCCACCUGGAACAGGGAAAACAAGGACCAUAAGUGUUUUGCUCUUUGCCCUCUUAAGAAUGAAUUAUCGGACUCUGUCUUGUGCCCCUACUAAUGUAGCAGUAACAGAAGUGGCAUAUCGAGUAAUAAAGCUGGCGAAAGAGUCAUUUGAUGCUGAAUCUGCAACAGGUGAUGUACUCUGCCCAUUGGGUGAUAUUUUGUUAUUUGGAAAUAAGGAUCGCCUUGAAGUUUGCUCAGAUAUUGAGGAGAUCUAUUUCAACUAUCGUGUGAAGAGACUUGUGGAGUGCUUAUCGCCUCUGACUGGUUGGAGGCAUUGUAUGCUUUCUAUGAUUGAUUUUCUUGAAAGUUGUGUUUCGCACUACCGUAUCUAUGUUGAAAAUGAGUUAUCCAAGAUGAAAGAAAAGAGGAAUGAAGAUGAAGUUUUGGAAACCAAGCUGCAAUCACUUUUAGAGUUUGCUAGAGCACGGUUUGAAGUUCUUCUGGCACCCUUGAGAAGAUGUGUGAUUACAUUCUGUACUCAUGUACCAAGAAGUUUUAUUCUUGAUCAAAAUUUCCAAAACAUGGUUAAUCUGAUUUGCCUUCUUGAAAAUAUGGAGAAGGUGCUGUUUCAAGAUGAUGUGAAUUCUGAUCAACUAGAGGAGCUUUAUUCUUCUGAUAUAACGAAGGAUGACUGUUCUAAAGAAUGCACACAUACAUCAUGCCUGAUGUGUAUUAGAAGCCAGUGCUGUUCUGUCUUAAAAGCUCUUCUGUCAUCGCUUGGAAAACUGGGCCUUCCCCUUGUGGUGAAUGAUAAUUCAAUAAAGGAUUUCUGUUUCAAAAUGGCUUCCUUGAUAUUUUGCACUGCUUCUAGCUCAUAUCGGUUGCACUUGACAGAUAUAGAGCCUUUCAACGUGUUGGUCAUUGAUGAGGCAUCCCAGUUAAAGGAGUGUGAAUCACUAAUACCACUUCAACUUCCAGAUCUAAGGCACACUAUUCUUGUUGGUGAUGAGUGUCAGUUGCCAGCCACAGUUAAAAGCAAGGUUUCUGAUGAAGCUGGUUUUGGAAGAAGCUUAUUUGAAAGACUGAGUUUUCUGGGUCAUUCUAAGUACCUGCUUAAUAUGCAGUAUAGAAUGCAUCCAUCUAUUAGUGUGUUCCCAAAUUCAAAAUUCUAUCAGAAUAAGAUCUUGGAUGCACCUAAUGUCAGGACUAAAAGUUACGAAAAAUACUAUCUUCCGGAGAGAAUGUUUGGUCCCUAUUCAUUCAUAAAUGUGCUUGGUGGGAAAGAAGAGCAGGAUGAGGAUGGACAUAGCUUAAGAAAUAUGGUUGAGGCAGCAGUGGUGGUAAAUAUAGUGCAGAGGUUAUUUAGAGCCUGGAAGUGUUCCAAUGCCUUCCUUAGCAUCGGGGUGAUAUCACCCUAUGCUGCUCAAGUUGCAGUGCUUCAAGACAAACUUUGUCGGAAGUAUGAAAAAGUCGAGAAGUUUGUAGUGAAGGUGAAGUCUGUCGAUGGAUUUCAGGGUGGAGAGGAGGAUAUUGUUAUAAUAUCAACUGUAAGAUCCAAUUUUGGUGGGUCCAUUGGUUUCCUAUGUAGUCCUCUGAGAAGCAACGUUGCAUUGACUAGAGCUCGGCACUCUCUUUGGAUCUUGGGAAAUUCAAGAACACUGACAAAUAGCAAUUCUAUUUGGAGCGAACUAAUUUGUGAUGCUCAGGAACGUGGAUGUUUCUUUACUGCUGACGAAGACAGUGAUAUUUCGAAAACUAUUCUGGAUGUGAAGAAAGAGCUUGAUCAACUAGAGGAUUUGCUCAAUGGGGACAGCUUACUUUUCAACCGGCAGAGAUGGAAGGUAACGUUCAGUGAUAGCUUUCGGAAAUCAUUUGGUAAACUGAAGUCCACUUACAUGAAGAAGUCAGUUAUAAACCUGUUACUUAAGCUUGCUGGUGGAUGGCGACCCAAGAAAAAGGUGGACUCAGUUGGGGAAAGUUCUUCACAGAUAGUGAAGCAGUUUAAGGUUGAAGGGUUGUUUGUUGUUUGCUCAGUUGACAUCACUAAGGAAUCCAACUACAUACAAGUUUUAAAAGUUUGGGAUAUACUGUCUCUGGAGGAGAUAUCCAAGUUACUACAACGUCUUGAUGGCAUUUUUAACAUGUAUACCGAUGAUUUCAUCAGUCGGUGCAAAGAAAAAUGUCUAGAGGGGAAAUUAGAAGUUCCAAAAAGUUGGCCUACCUCUUCCAGUAUUACCCGAUACAAGAAUCUAAACGACAGUAGCAUUGAUAGUGAUUCAAGUGAUAGUACAUUGGAUCGAAGAUGUUAUGUGGAAAAUUCCAGAGUCAGUGAAAGCUUGUUGUUGAUGAAGUUUUACUCCUUAUCAACAGGGGUUGUGAAUCAUUUGCUUUCGGGACGAGAUGGUGGAGAGCUGGAUCUGCCAUUUGAAGUUACAGAUGAGGAGUUGGAAAUAAUUCAAUUCUGCAGAAGCACCUUCAUACUUGGUCGCUCAGGUACAGGGAAAACUACUGUCUUGACCAUGAAGUUAUUCCAAAAGGAACAAAUCUACCAUUUAGCUUCACAAGGAUGUGCAGCAGCCAAGUACAGUACAUCAUCCAGCGUUCCAAUGAGAACCAAGGUUGAUCACCUGACAGAAGAAACAGGGAGAGCUUGUUUACACCAACUUUUUGUAACAGUCAGCCCAAGACUAUGUUAUGCUGUCAAGCAUCAUGUUUCCCAGCUGAAAAGCUUCGCCUAUGGUGGAAAUUUCUCAUCGGAUACAAGUUUGCUUGAGAUGGAAGAUGUGGAUGGAGCAGAGCAUUUUAAAGGCAUACCGGAUUCAUUUGUUGGCAUUCCUGCAGCAAAGUACCCUCUUGUGAUUACGUUUCACAAGUUCUUAAUGAUGCUUGAUGGAACAAUGCCUGAUUCAUAUUUUGACAGAUUUCCUGAGAUAAGGGAAUAUUCGAAUGAUACUAAUCGAAAUUUAAGAUCUGUUGCUCUAAAGAAUUUUUUACGCGUCAAGGAGGUGAACUAUGACAGAUUUUGUUUCUUUUACUGGCCACAUUUCAACUCACAGCUGACAAAGAAUCUUGACCCUUCCAGAGCAUUUACUGAGAUAAUUUCUCAUAUAAAAGGAGGCUUGCUAGCGGGGGAAGCUUCUGAUGGUAAAUUGAGCCGGCAGGAAUAUGUUUCAAUGUCUGAAAGUAGGGCAUCAACUUUGAGUGCUCAGAAGAGAGAGAUGAUCUAUGAUAUUUUCCAGGAUUAUGAGAAGAUGAAAGUGGAACGUCGUGAAUUUGAUUUGUCCGACUUUGUAAUCAACCUUCAUGUUAGACUAAAGAAUAGAAGUCUGGGAGGAGAUAAAAUGGAUUUUGUUUAUGUUGAUGAGGUUCAAGAUCUUACCAUGAGACAGAUUUCUCUUUUCAAAUAUAUUUGCACAAACAUUGAUGAAGGUUUUGUGUUUUCUGGUGAUACAGCACAGACUAUUGCAAGGGGUAUUGAUUUUAGGUUUGAAGACAUACGAUCUCUGUUCUAUAAUGAAUUUGUCAUGGAAUCAAUGCAUGAAAGGAAUCCUGAAAGGAAAGAGAAAGGACAUUUAUCAGAAAUUUUCAAUUUGUACCAGAACUUCCGUACUCAUGCUGGUGUUCUUAGAUUAGCACAGUGUGUCAUUGAUCUUCUUUGCCAUUUUUUCGCUCAAUCUGUUGACAUUUUGAAGCCCGAGACUAGUCUUAUAUAUGGUGAAGCUCCUGUUCUACUUGAACCUGGCAGUGAGGAGAAUGCUAUUGUAACUAUUUUUGGAAACAAUGCAAGUACUGCUGGUAAAAUAGUAGGCUUUGGUGCUGAACAGGUCAUACUUGUGCGUGAUGAUUCUGCACGGGAAGAAGUUUCUAAUCAUGUUGGAAAUCAUGCUCUUGUGCUUACCAUAGUGGAAUGCAAGGGCCUUGAGUUUCAGGAUGUACUGUUGUAUAACUUUUUUGGUUCAUCACCUCUGAGAAAUCAAUGGAGAGUUGUCUACGAAUUCAUGAAUACUAAAGAUUUGCUUGAUUCUUGUUUGCCAAGGAGCUUUCCUAGUUUCAAUCAUGCUAGACAUAGCAUCUUGUGUUCUGAAUUGAAACAAUUGUAUGUUGCCAUUACUAGAACAAGGCAGAGGUUGUGGAUUUGUGAAAACAAAGAGGAGUUUUCCAAGCCCAUGUUUGACUUCUGGAAAAAGUUGUGCCUUGUACAAGCAAAGAAGGUGGAUGAUUCGUUUGCGCAAGCAAUGCAAAUGGCAAGCAGUCCUGCUGAGUGGAGAUCAAGGGGUAUAAAGCUCUAUUGGGAGAAAAAGUAUCAAGUGGCAUCCAUGUGCUUUGAAAAAGCAGGAGACACAAAUUGGGAGAAAAGGGCCAAGGCAGCUGGCCUGAGGGAAACUGCAGACCAAUUGCGCAUUUCGAAUCCCAAAGAGGCUUGCACAAUCCUUCGAGAAGCUGCUGAAAUAUUUGACUCCAUUGGUUUGGCAAAUUCUGCCGCAGAAUGCUUCUGUGAUUUGGGAGACUAUGAGAGAGCAGGAAGAAUUUUUUUGGACAAAUGUGGGGAAUCUGAGCUAAGAAAAGCAGGUGACUGUUUUACUAAGGCCAAGUGUUAUGAACUUGCGGCAACGGUAUAUGCCAGGGGAAACUAUUUCUCAGAGUGUUUGUCUGUGUGCACCGAAGGAAAACUAUUUGACCUAGGCUUGCAGUAUAUUGAGCACUGGAAAUACAGUUCUUCAUGUCAUAAUGGCAGGACUACAAUAGGUGAAGAAAUUGGCAGAGUUGAGCAAGACUUUCUGGAGAGUUGUGCUUUGACUUAUUAUAAACUCAAGGACAAUAAAUCCAUGAUGAAAUAUGUUAGAGCUUUCCCUUCUAUGGAUCUCAGACGCAGCUUCCUGAAAUCUGUAGACUGUUUUGAUGAGCUUCUGUUGUUGGAAGAAGAAGCAGGAAACUUCCAGGAGGCUGCAGAUAUCGCUAAGUUGAAAGGAGAUCUUCUACUUGAGGCAGAUCUGCUGGGAAAGGCAGGUGUUAUCAAGGAAGCAUCCUCCCUCAUCCUUUCUUUUGUGCUUUCCAACUCUCUAUGGGCUGCUGGAAGUGGAGGUUGGCCCUUGAAGCCAUUUGCAGAAAAAGAAGUACUUCUGAAGAGAGCCAUGUCAUUUGCAAAGAAAGAAUCAGAUCAGUUUUAUGAACUUGUUUGCACUGAGGUUCAAGUUUUGGCCCAUGAGCAUAUUAACUUGUAUGAGUUGCACCAGUGUCUGAGUUACUCACAGCAAUUUAAAAGUCCUAGAGUUGAGAUGUUAUCAAUCCGAAGGAUUCUGGAUUGUCAUUUCCAUUCUAAAACCUUGCAGUAUGGAUGGGAAGAUGUAUUACCUAUUGAUGUGAAAAAGCAUUCUGAAAACAGGAUUUCACUCAAUCAGUUGUCCAUUGGUACGCUCAUGUAUUUUUGGAAUCUGUGGAAAGAGAACAUCUUGAAUAUCUUUCAAUAUCUUGAAUGUAUGGAGAAUCAAAAUUUCAGUAAAUACAUGGGCUUAGGUGAGUUUUGUUUGAACUAUUUCGGCGUGAGGAGGCAGUUUAAGAAUUUGAAUGCAACAUAUGUGGUGCUGAACCCAGGUGCUGAAUGGAUGAAAAAGAUUGGUUAUAAUUCCAUGAGCCGUGGCAAGAAUUUGAUCUCUAUUGAUGUUCGACAAUUUGCAACUGCUGCUAAGAGUCACUGGCGUGCAGAACUAAUUUCUGUUGGUCAGAAAGUGCUGGAAAUUCUCGAAGAACUUUAUGAAUUGUCGGUAGCAAAGUCCUUGUCUCUAUUUUGUCAAAGCAUAUGCCUUGUUCAUAUCUAUCAGGUGUCAAAAUUUUUGAUUCAGUCAUUCAAGUGUCCUGAUAGCCUUACGAGGAAGCUGAAGAGUUUUCUGCGGCUAUCAAACAAAUACUUUGAAUAUGUGUUCCCAUUAGACUCUAAUAAAUCAAUGGAGGAAAACUUGGUCUUGCUAAGGAAAACUGAGCUCUCCCGGACUCUACUUGACAACAUAAUUGUGGAGAAUAUCAGCAUGAGGGGUGAUCUUACAUAUGGCCAAAUUGGAAGGGUGGUGAUGAUUUGUCUUGGAUGUGGAAAACCAUCAGGUGAACUGUACAAGAAAAUUGCAGAAAGAUUUGAAAUUUUUUUUUCCUGGAAAGCAUUCAUUGAGAUUCUUAGAGGGAACAAGUUUUCCGGAUCUUUGGCUGAAUCCUCUUCAGAAGAUUCUGGGAUGUGUACACAAAUAGAUAAAGUUCAAAGGCAUUUAUCGAAUGAUCUUGUCCAUGGUAGCUUGGAUUCAGGAAUCCCACAGGAUCCUGCAUCAAAAAUUCCAGUUCAAGAUCCAAUGAAGUUUUCGCUGACUGAAAACUUCCAUCAUGCUUUGAAAGAUACUUAUCUUGUCAAUUGGAGGAGGGCUGAUGACUAUGUAUCACCUAAUUGUUUCUUAUACCUUGUUGAACGCCUUCUUAUUUUGGUAUGUCAUUCUAAGGAUUUCUUUUUCACGACAAAGAGCGCCUUCCUGGAAGUGCUCAUGCAUCUCCAAGCAGGCACGUAUCCAAGUGCCAGUGCAGUAUCUGACAUGGGGUCAUCUCCAGAAAAUGUAUAUGAUUUUGUUGUUAUGAUGGUUGAAAGCUUCCUCUGCAAUACUCAGGAGACAGCGGAAUGGAUUGUUAAAUCCAUUGUUAAAUCCAAUAUCGAUUUUAAUCAGUACUAUUCCUUGCUGAUGUUAAGACUGGUGGUCAUUAUGUGCUUGGUGUGCUUGAACUCUGGAAAAUAUUUUGAUGUUCUCUUUCGUCUGCUGGGUCAGUCUCAUAUUAAUUCGCAGCUCCCAAGACAAUUUACUGAAGCACUUAGGCGAGGAAGAAAGCAUAAUUUUGUCAACCUUCUAAAUGCAACUGCUGGAGCUUUCAGAAGGAUUGUGAACCCUGUUGUGAUUGUGAUUUUAAAAGGAAACAUCCAUAAAUUUGUCUGUCCAGAUGCUAUUCUUGUUGACAUUGGAACAACACCUCAUAAGGACAACAUCAUGGGAAUAUUCUUCCCAAGAGCCAAUAAUUGCCGAGAACAGAGUAGUUUUGUUGAAGCAAAUACACCUAAUUUUUGCAAAGGACUGUGUGAUGAGAAUUGCUUGCCAGCUUCAGAUCUGAACAUGAGCUCCAGAAAUGGAAAUGCGAUUAACCUGGAGGUGAACUGGGACCUUUUUCAAGAAAUAUUUGAUGUAGUAUUAUCAACAGAGAAAAAACAAAAUUGCAAUUCAACAAGUGGUUCUUCUGAGUUUGUCAACAUGAAGGUGGACCUGCAGGAAAGCAUAAACACCUUAGCUGCUGGACUGAGUGCUCAGAAUUCUCAUCUUAGUGAAAAUGACAUUAUUUUUGGUGAAGCACGCAGCAUGCUUUGGGAACUCAAGGAACUAUCGUCUCUCUUUCAUGCAAGUCAUUUCUUAUCUGCCAAAAACAUGGCGAGAAUGGGAAUUCUUCUGAAGCGUUUGCAGUCAAGAAGGCCUAAGCUGGAGACUUUCCUAAGCCAGUUAAUCGUCCCUUUCAAAGCUGGUACUCAGCAAGGCUCUGAUGCUCAAGUUGCGGAAGCAGUUGACCGUAAAGAGGCAAUUCUUGGCAAUCAAAAUGAUUUUCCUUCCACUCCUGCUGCUUCUGGUUCCCAAGGCAAUGAUCAGUGUAAGCAAAAUGAACGCAACCAGGGAAAGGGAAAGAAUAGAAACAAGAGCAGAAAGAGCAGAGGUAAAAGAAAAUAAACAAUGAUAAGCUGAGUAUACAUCUUAGGGGCUUCUUUUCUUGGAGCUUGCUAGUAGUUUUAAACAGGUCUAUGGAUUUUAAUCUGGUAGCUGUCCUCAAAUGUAAUGUGAUUGUUCUGUAUCUGAAAUAUUAUUAGGUUGAGUUGUAAACAGUUGCAGCAGUUUUAAACCGAAACUAUGUAAAUUCGAAAUGGUGUGAUAGCAAAAAGCAAGAUCAUGGGAUACAUACACUUGAAUCUCA